AUGCCUGCAGAUAUGGAUCAACUGGAUUUGGGGCAAAUCCAAAAUCAAUCCAAUCAAAUUAUAGCUCAACAUAACAAUCAACUGAAUCAGUUUGAGAAAGUUCAAGACUUGGAAAACAGUAGUCAUCCUUCACAAUUCAAUGAAGCUCAAUUGCAAUAUGAUGAGAUACAUCAAGACUUUUUUGGAUCUCAAGAGAAUGAAGCAAAGAACAAUGAAAUAGAAAGGAAUAUCAAAUUAAUUUCCAGUAUCCCACCACUGAACAAAGGGACUAAGUUUGGUGUUGAUGGAAACCAUGCAAGAGGAAUUCAAGGUUUUGGAGGAGGAGCUUGGGGACCUUUUUGAAAAUAGUGAUGUUCAGCUCAAACAUGCUAGGAAAAUAAAAGCUAUCCAAAAUCAAAUAAAACUUUACAUUCAAAAUUGGAUU
This is a messenger RNA of Puccinia graminis f. sp. tritici CRL 75-36-700-3, 424 nucleotides long. RefSeq lists its product as uncharacterized. The coding region runs from base 1 to 342 and encodes 113 amino acids. The record is from RefSeq and is a predicted model, not a curated record. Lineage: Eukaryota; Fungi; Basidiomycota; Pucciniomycetes; Pucciniales; Pucciniaceae. The transcript is spliced from 5 exons.